Molecule: messenger RNA, 315 nt
Organism: Aspergillus ibericus CBS 121593
Lineage: Eukaryota; Fungi; Ascomycota; Eurotiomycetes; Eurotiales; Aspergillaceae
Exons: 2
Molecular function (GO): protein dimerization activity; DNA binding
Source: RefSeq, a predicted model, not a curated record
AAGUCCCCCACCUCACCCAAGAAGAUGAUGCGACAGAAACGAGACCAGCGUAAAAAGAACCUCAUACGACAGGCCUACGAAUAUAGCAAGCUGUGUGAUGCUGACGUCUGCCUGGGUAUUCGUAUUCGAGAGUCUAGCCAAGUCACUACCUUUCUAUCCGAUUCGACAGGAUUCUGGUCGGGCCUUUCCUCGCAACUAGAAACAUACUAUCCACGACCGAUACAAAUAACAGCCAAGGGUUUUGACUUCAAUCCUGCUACUGAUGAGGACGACUCGACGGCAGCCCACAAGCUCAAGGCCGCGAAAACAAUAUGA